GGCACUAUUGAGGAAACCCAAUAGACUGUUUUUUCCGAAGAGGCAAAGAAGAAUCAACCCACGUGAGGUGUUUUUCAGCAGCAUGGGGGCUCCAGGAGGAAAGAUCAACAGACCAAAAACCGAAUUGGGAAAAAAGCUUUUUAAGCGGCGGCGAGUUUUGGGUCGAGAAAAAAGAAAGAAACACAAGAUCGUGGGAGCUGUGGUCGAUGAAGGGCUUAUCACUAUCCAUCACCUGAAGAAGAGAAAGUCAAGUCCAAGAGCAAACAUCACAUUGUCUGGAAAGAAGAGAAGAAAGCUGCUCAAACAACUGGGUCACAUGGAGAAGGAGAAAGCGACUAUGGAAGUUGAAAUAGUUGAAGAAUCACAGAAAAAAAAACCUGCUGUUCAAAGCAAGAAGACAAAGACAAAGAAGACCACUGUGGCUCAGGAGGAUGUGGAAAUGGCAGACACAGAGUGAAUGUGCAACACUUGUCCACAAGGGUUCCUUCUACUGUCUGUUUCUUAUGCAAGCAGUAAUUUUGAUGUUUGAUCUUUCUUCUCCAGGACAUUUGAGGACACACAAACAUGGUCAAUUAUAGUGUGUGCUUAUGUGUUAAUAAUGGAAUCUGUACGGUAAAUAACAGUUUUUGCAUGCAUUAUGCAAUAGUAAACACAUGUAUAUAAAGCAAUUUUCCAUAAUGUAUUAUUAUUAUUACAAACAUUAUUAUGAACACUUGUUUGUUUGUUGCCUCCCCAACAUAAUUUUGCAGCUUUUGUUUACCAUGUGGAAUUAAAGUUGUUCUCAGCCCUA
Messenger RNA from Boleophthalmus pectinirostris (great blue-spotted mudskipper), 790 nucleotides. RefSeq lists its product as uncharacterized. The coding region runs from base 83 to 457 and encodes 124 amino acids. The transcript has 4 exons. NCBI's taxonomy places the organism in Eukaryota, Metazoa, Chordata, Actinopteri, Gobiiformes, Gobiidae. The record is from RefSeq and is a predicted model, not a curated record.